Molecule: messenger RNA, 1563 nt
Organism: Eublepharis macularius
Lineage: Eukaryota; Metazoa; Chordata; Lepidosauria; Squamata; Eublepharidae
Gene: SLC25A28
Product: solute carrier family 25 member 28
Exons: 4
Coding region: 16-1128 (370 amino acids)
Biological process (GO): iron import into the mitochondrion
Cellular component (GO): mitochondrial membrane
Molecular function (GO): ferrous iron transmembrane transporter activity
Source: RefSeq, a predicted model, not a curated record
CUCGACGGCGGCGCCAUGGAGCUGGGGCCAGGCGGUGCGGUCGGGCCCCGGCAGCGGGAUGGGGCGGAGCCGGUCCGCCUGCUCUUCCUGCUUCUGGGCGGGGGUGGCGGCGGAGGGGCGGGUUGGGCGUGGCCAUCGGGGGGCGGUGGGGAGGGCGGGACGGGGACGGGGACGGGGACGGGGACGGGGACGGGGACCGAGGCCGGCCCGGAGCCGGACUACGAGGCCCUCCCGCGCGGCUCGGCCGCCUCCACCCACAUGCUGGCGGGGGCUGUGGCGGGGAUCCUGGAGCACAGCCUCAUGUAUCCAGUGGAUUGCGUCAAGACAAGGAUGCAGAGCCUGCAACCAGAACCUGCUGCUCGCUACCGGAAUGCGCUGGAGGGCCUGUGGAGAAUCAUGCAAACCGAAGGGAUCUGGCGACCCAUGCGGGGGUUGAACAUUACAGCUACAGGGGCUGGCCCUGCCCAUGCCUUAUAUUUCGCCUGCUACGAAAAGUUGAAAAAGACGCUUACCGACAUUAUCCAUGCUGGGGGCAAUAGUCACUUGGCCAACGGCGCAGCAGGCUGUGUUGCAACGUUGCUUCAUGAUGCAGCCAUGAACCCUACAGAAGUGGUAAAGCAGAGGAUGCAGAUGUACAACUCUCCAUACCAACGUGUAACGGACUGUGUGCGUGCUGUUUGGUGCAAUGAAGGGGCAGGAGCUUUCUACCGAAGCUACACUACUCAGCUGACCAUGAAUAUCCCCUUCCAGGCCAUACACUUCAUGGCAUAUGAAUCCCUGCAGGAACACCUCAACCCCCAUAGACAGUACAAUCCUGGCUCUCAUAUGGUGGCUGGUGGCUGUGCAGGUGCCAUUGCUGCUGCCGCCACCACCCCUUUGGAUGUUUGCAAAACGCUGCUGAACACCCAAGAGGCUCUGGCACUGAAUACCAACAUCAGUGGGCACAUCACAGGCAUGGCUCACGCCUUCAGGACGGUGUACCGUGUGGGUGGGCUGACAGCUUAUUUUCGUGGCAUUCAGGCCCGCGUCUUUUUCCAGAUGCCCUCCACAGCCAUUGCCUGGUCUGUUUAUGAGUUUUUCAAAUAUAUCCUCACCGAGCGGAAGGAAGGACGGCAAGCUGCAAAGUGAAAUGGGACUGACUUCUCGCCUUAGGUUGGAUGGUGCCCAACUUGGACGACAAGCAGCACGUCUUUGGAAUAGUGAUGCCGCCUCUUGCCUGCUGCUGCAUUUUGCACAGCCCAUCAUCCUCCCCAGUGGGAUAGUACACGGCGAGCAGCAACCUGACCUGCCUUUGCCUAGCCCACCUCUUAACAAGCAUCUCCCUUCCCCCAAAGUUGUGUGCCCCUAAAUAGGAGGGCAACUAACAGGAGCUACUGUGAGCAGAUUGGAAUCUGGGAUUUAUGGUCUACAUAUCGAAGGAUCACAGUGACACAUUUGUGAUGGUGGUGCAGGAACUGUUAGCUGAGCCGUUGUCUUGUAGAACGCACAUAGACCCCAUGCUCUCUUGGAAGGCUUUGAUUGUUGUGGCCCUUGGCACUUCCAAUAAAGUCUGCUUUAUGGUCA